GCUCCACACAUCUCCAAACUGAGUUCUUCAAGUGUUUGGUCAGUUCUACUGAAUCAAUGAUCAGCUGCAACCUCAUUCCUCUCCCUUCAAAAACCAACCUUAAACCUCCUCGAGACACCCAAGAUCGUCCCUCUUCCCGUGCAAAUCAUCAUGCACAUAAUCUCCGUUUCUCCCGUCACAUUAAAGAACCAUCAAAAUACCCAAAACACAACAAUUUGCCCAACUUAUUAUCAGUUCAUACAAAGAACCCACAUGCCAUAUACAAAGAUAUUCAAAGAUUCGCUCACGAAAACAAGCUUAAAGAAGCACUUACAAUUCUUGAUUAUUUAGACCAUCGUGGUAUUCCUGUAAACCCCACUACAUUUGCUUCACUUAUUGCUGCUGUUGUUCGUUUGAAAUCUUUAACUUCUGCGAAAAUUGUGCAUACCCAUGUAAUAAUUAAUGGGCUUGAGAAUAAUGAGUUUUUACAGACUAAGGUUGUUAAUAUGUAUGCGGCUUGUGGGUCGAUUGAAGAUGCGAAGAAGGUGUUUGAUAAAAUGCCUGUGAGAAGUGUGUACCCCUGGAAUGCGUUGCUUAGGGGAAAUGUGGUAUUGGGUGGGAGUAAGUAUGGUGAAGUAUUGGGUACGUUUUCGGAUAUGAGGGGAUUGGGGGUGGAACUGAAUGUGUAUAGCUUCUCUUGUUUGAUUAAGAGUUUUGCGGGUGCUAGUGCGCUUUUUCAAGGUUUGAAAACACAUGGGCUUUUGAUCAAGAAUGGUUUUUUAGGAAGUGAAAUAGUUAGGACUAGUUUGAUUGACAUGUAUUUCAAGUGUGGUAAGGUUAGGCUUGCGCAUCGCGUGUUUGAGGAGGUUGAGGAAAGGGAUGUAGUUAUGUGGGGUGCGAUGAUAUCUGGUUUUGCUCAUAAUAAGCUGCAAAGGGAGGCACUGGAGUAUACUAGAUUAAUGAUAAGGGAGAGACUAGAGGUGAAUUCUGUUAUCCUAACUACUAUCCUUCCAGUUAUUGGAGAAGCACGAGCAAGCAAACUUGGCAAGGAGGUACAUGCUUAUGUGAUCAAGACCAAGGAAUAUUCGAAGCAGUUGUUCAUUCAGUCUGGCUUAGUUGAUAUGUAUUCUAAGUGUGGAGAUAUUGUAGCAGGAAGAAAGGUGUUUUAUGGUUCAAAAGAGAGGAACGCAAUAUCUUGGACUGCUCUCAUUUCGGGUUACAUUUUAAAUGGGAGACUUGAACAGGCUUUGAGAUCAAUUUUGUGGAUGCAGCAAGAAGGCUUUAAACCUGAUCUUGUAACUGUUGCCACCGUUCUCCCUGUUUGUGGGAAACUCAAAGAAUUAAAGUAUGGGAAAGAGAUUCAUGCUUACGCAGUGAAAAAUGGUUUUUUGCCUAAUGCAUCUGUAAGUACGUGUCUAAUGAUGAUGUACUCAAAGUGUGGUUUGCUUCAAUAUUCAUCUAGAGUUUUUGAUAGUAUGGAGAAGAGGAAUGUUAUAUCUUGGACAGCCAUGAUGGAUUCAUAUAUUGACUCUGGGUGUCUUGAGGAAGCACUUGGUGUUUUCCGGUCAAUGCAGUUGUCAAAGCACCGGGCAGAUUCUGUUGCGAUGGGAAGGAUUUUAAGUGUUUGUGGAAAAUUAAGACUUUUGAAACUCGGGAGAGAAAUACAUGGUCAGAUUCUGAAGAAAGAUAUAGCAUCUGUACCUUUUGUUUCUGCAGAACUUGUGAAGAUGUAUGGGAGUUGUGGUUCAAUUGAUAAAUCUAGGGUUUCCUUUGAUUUAAUACCUGUAAAAGGAUCUAUGACAUGGACUGCUAUUAUUGAGGCUUAUGGAUUAAGUGGCCAAUACGGAGCAGCAAUAAACGAGUUUAAGCAGAUGAUAUCGAAGGGCUUUAACCCAAACCAUUUUACUUUUAAAGUUGUUUUUUCUAUUUGUGAGAAAGCUGGAUUUGCUGACGAGGGCUGUCAAUUCUUCACCAUGAUGACACGAAAAUAUAAGAUAAAGGCAUCCGAAGACCAUUAUACUAGCAUCAUUAACCUUCUACAUCAUGUUGGUCGCAUUGAGGAGGCUGAAAAGUUUGUGCUUCUCAAGCAAUCCUCGGCAUGAGGUAGAGGAGAAAGAUUAGCCGUAUUGCAUGUUGGUCACACAUGGUUAUACAUUCAGACCCAAAUCAGUGGCUUGCAGUA
Solanum verrucosum is the source of this 2161-nucleotide messenger RNA. Its product is annotated as pentatricopeptide repeat-containing protein At1g71460, chloroplastic. The record is from RefSeq and is a predicted model, not a curated record. NCBI's taxonomy places the organism in Eukaryota, Viridiplantae, Streptophyta, Magnoliopsida, Solanales, Solanaceae. The transcript has a single exon. The coding region runs from base 57 to 2081 and encodes 674 amino acids. Gene Ontology annotation, molecular function: RNA binding; protein binding. Gene Ontology annotation, biological process: RNA modification. Gene Ontology annotation, cellular component: intracellular membrane-bounded organelle.